AAAAACCUAACCUCAUUCAUUUAUUGCUUUCUUUGCUUUGCCUUUUCAUUUUUUUUUGUAUUCGCCCAAAUGCAAUAAAUACUGUUUCCUUCAUCAUGUCUAAAACUACGAAGAGGAAACAUGUGAUGAAGGAAAUACUUUGGGAUGAUUUCGAGUUGCCCAAAGAAAAUCAAAGUGUUGUGAAAGUUGUUAGUAGCAAAGGCAACAAUUUACAUGAGGUGGAGUCACACACUGGUGAAAUAUAUCUAGCGUCAAUGCCAACUAAGUUCAGAAAGAACAUUUGGGUCAAAAGAGGCGACUACAUCCUCGUAGAACCUAUAUUGGAAGGAGAUAAAGUGAAAGCAGAAAUCGUAAGAAUAAUGAACAAAGAUUCUAUUAAGUUCUUCAAAGAGAACAAUGUAUGGCCACAAGAGUUUGAAGAUAAAAAGGUGGAGAGUGUUUGUGAUAAAAAUAGUGAUGAUUCAAACAGUGAUGAUGAUUUGUUUGUGAACACUAAUAGAGUGAAUGUAAAUAAUUAUAGUUCUAGUGAUACAGAAUCUAGCAGUGAUGAUAAUACAUAAUAAAAUUACAUAUUUCUUUUAACUA
Molecule: messenger RNA, 585 nt
Organism: Plutella xylostella (diamondback moth)
Lineage: Eukaryota; Metazoa; Arthropoda; Insecta; Lepidoptera; Plutellidae
Product: putative RNA-binding protein EIF1AD
Biological process (GO): translational initiation
Cellular component (GO): nucleus
Molecular function (GO): translation initiation factor activity; RNA binding
Source: RefSeq, a predicted model, not a curated record